Molecule: messenger RNA, 1561 nt
Organism: Chelmon rostratus (copperband butterflyfish)
Lineage: Eukaryota; Metazoa; Chordata; Actinopteri; Chaetodontiformes; Chaetodontidae
Gene: rassf10b
Product: Ras association domain family member 10b
Exons: 1
Coding region: 1-1323 (440 amino acids)
Biological process (GO): signal transduction
Source: RefSeq, a predicted model, not a curated record
AUGGAGUCGGAGGAGAGCAAGAUCUCAGUGUGGGUCUGCCGAGAGGAAAAGCUGGUCUUCGGCGUGUCGAAGCGCACAACCUGCGCUGAUGUUGUCAAAGUGCUUGUGGAGGAGCAGAAGUCGCAGCGCGGCCUCUCCGCAUGCUGGCAGGCUUACUGCGUGGUGGAGAAAUGGAAAGGGUUCCAGAGGAUUUUACCGAACAGUACCAAGAUUUUACGGCUGUGGGUGGCGUGGGGAGAGGAGCAGAGGAACGUGCAGUUCGUGUUGGUGAAACACGAGGCGUCUUUGGCGAGCCACGGAGCCCGGAGCGCAGAGGCGCGUGUGGUGCUCAGCAAACACAGCCCCUGUGUCACCAAGGGGAGCGCGCGGGCUCCCGUGGGUGGCAUCUCACCUGAGAAACAGCGUCGAAUUGUGAGGAAAGCGUUCAGAAAGUUGGAGAAGAUCAAUAAUAAAAAGAGGGCGCAAGCGGCGCACAGAGACGCCUCCUCUGCGCAAAAGAUGGAAACUUUGGUUCAUCUUGUGAUUUCUCAAGAUCACACGAUCCGCCUGCAGAUUCAGAGGAUCGCAGAGCUGGACGCAGAGAUCGACAGGCGCGAGGCAAAGGUGCAUUUUGACAGAAUUCAAAGACUCGGCGUUAAUUAUGUGCAGGACACGUAUUUAAUGGACGCUGCUGCAGCCUCCAGUCGAGAGGGAGAGGAGGAGGAGGCUCUGGCCAAGUUUGAAGAGUACGCCCGCCAGUGUGAGGAGGUGGUUAGACUGCAGGAGGAGCUGCGGGAGCAGGAGGCUCGUAUAGACAAAGUCGCCGUGCAGGUGCAGGAGGAGCUGAACCACCGCUGGAUGCAGCGGAGGAACCAGGAGCUGCGGAGCAGAGACGCACAGGGCGCACCGCCCCUCCCCAUCGACGAGGCAGACGCAACGUCGGAAAACGAGCUGCUUUUGGAAAGAGAGAGGAUCAGGACACAGCUAGAUACAAGUUUGUACAUCGGUCUGCGCCUCAACACGGAUUUAGAAACUAUUAGGAGCGAUUUAGAGCUGACCCAGGAGAUUUGCGGGGCGAGGGAGAAGGAGAUGAGGGAUUUGCUGGAGAAAGUGAACACUUUGGAAAUAACGGAAGGGACGGCCAGGGAGGAGAGAUGCAGCCAGCCCGGGGAGGAUGAUAAGAAGGGGCUGAUGAGCACUUUGGAGAGGAAGAGCGAGUGGGUGGAGCAGGCCAGGGGUCUGUCAAAAGCUCACAGUGUGAACGACGACGACUCAGACACCGGCUUAAGUUCUCUUCACAGCCAGGACUCAGACAGCCAGCCGGUGUGGGAGUCACUGGUUUAGAUGGAUUUUGACCAGGAGGAGACUGGCUUACCUGAAAUCUUUUUCUAAACUAGACAAACGUCUACAGUCUCAGGGAUCAAAAUCACCCUGUAGCAAAUAAAAAGUCACAAACCUUUUCACAUGGGUGACAGUGACGUGAACUAAUCUUUGUAUGGCAUCAUAAUAAUCUCCAUAUGUUCCAUAUCUUACCCUGAUUUCAGAGCACCUGCAGGUGGUUUAAGUGGAGGUAAUAAUUGCU